Molecule: messenger RNA, 810 nt
Organism: Dichotomopilus funicola
Lineage: Eukaryota; Fungi; Ascomycota; Sordariomycetes; Sordariales; Chaetomiaceae
Product: 14-3-3 domain-containing protein
Exons: 4
Coding region: 1-810 (269 amino acids)
Biological process (GO): signal transduction; intracellular protein localization
Cellular component (GO): cytoplasm
Source: RefSeq, a predicted model, not a curated record
AUGGCCAACGAGACUUUCCUCGCCCGCCUGUGCGAGCAGGCCGAGCGCUACGAUGAGAUGGUUACUUACAUGAAGGAGGUCGCCAAGCUCGGCGGUGAGCUUACGGUUGACGAGCGCAACCUUCUGUCGGUCGCCUACAAGAACGUGGUUGGUACCCGCCGUGCCAGCUGGCGUAUCAUCUCCUCGAUCGAGCAGAAGGAGGAGUCCAAGGGCGCCGAUAAGCAUGUCGGCACCAUUCGCGACUACCGCCAGAAGAUCGAGACGGAGCUCGAGAAGGUCUGCGAGGAUGUCCUCGACGUUCUCGACGACGCUCUCAUCCCCAACGCUGCUUCGGGCGAGUCUAAGGUUUUCUAUCACAAGAUGAAGGGUGAUUACCACCGUUACCUCGCCGAGUUCGCCUCUGGCGAGAAGCGCAAGGUUGCCGCCACUGCCGCUCACGAGGCUUACAAGAGCGCCACCGAUGUUGCGCAGACCGAGCUGACCCCCACUCACCCCAUCCGCCUGGGUCUCGCCCUUAACUUUUCGGUGUUCUACUACGAAAUCCUCAACUCCCCCGACCGCGCUUGCCACUUGGCUAAGCAGGCCUUUGACGACGCCAUUGCCGAGCUUGACUCGCUCUCCGAGGAGUCGUACCGCGAUAGCACCCUCAUCAUGCAACUGCUGCGCGACAACCUCACCCUCUGGACCUCGUCUGACAACGGCGAGCCCGAGGGUGGCGCUGACGCCCAGAAGGAGGAGAAGACUGCUGAUGCGUUGCCCAAGGUCGAGGACGGUCCCCCCACGGAAGACCCCGCGCCGGAGCAACAGUAA